CCGUGGCCUAGGAUGUUUUUUAUGUUGUUGCUUACUCCCUACCUCUCCCUCCUCCUUUCUUCUGGUUGUAGUUUUUAAAUUGAGGGUCGUGUUUUUUGAUUAAAUGAUUAUUUCCAGCUUCUAUGCUAUGUCUAGCAGAAACUUUUGAUCUGUGGGGUUAGGUUUAAGUAAAAGGAGUCGCUUGUGUUGGUUUGUAAUGGUUCCUUAAAAUGCGCGGGCCGCCUCCUCCGCGACCCUGGUAAAGCCCCAUCUUCCCUUCACACUGGAGUGUAAAUUCCGUACCCCCUUUCUCCCACGGACCGCCGUAUUUCACAGCAGCCACACCCUGUAUAUAUGUCUCUGUGGAUUGGACUCAUUAUCAGCUUAAUUUAGUGACUUAAACCACCAUGAUGGGACUUGCUUAAGCACGAAGCUUCUUUUCCUGUUUAGUCCUGGUGGUUAGUGUCGAAAGAGGAAUAAUCGAGGUUUCUUACUGAAACCUGGUGCGGUCCAAGCAUUGCCUUUUUUUCUGUUGUCUUUUUUCCUACUCCGGGCUGUUGGCGGUGUCAGCACCGCUGCUGGGGGCGGGGGGUGGAGGGGAGAAAGAGUCGGGUUACCGAAGUGCGUCAUUCCUGGCUCUAGCAGGGCCUGCUCCGGAGCUUGCUGGUGUUUGUUACUGUCCUCGCAGCACUUUCCUGCCAACCUUCUCUCUCUGCGUAUUGGUUAGGAGCAAAAGCAGGAGGCGGUCUCCUAAUUCUGUCUGGAGCCCAGUGCGUUGCGUUUAAGGGUAUAUGUGAACUUAUUAUGUUUUUUUUUUUUUUUGAUGACCCUGGAAAGUGGAUACAUUCCUGUUUAACGACAUGCAAUGCAGGAACUGUCUUUCUUAGAGGAAGCACACUGUCAUUUUAUUCACAUAAAUAUAUGAAUAUAUUUCUGAUAUUGGGGUGAUCCAGAAGAUGAUAAAGAAAUGAUAGCAGCUCCAGAAAUACCAACUGAUUUUAAUCUACUGCAGGAGUCAGAAACACACUUUUCUUCUGACACAGAUUUUGAAGACAUUGAAGGAAAAAAUCAGAAGCAAGGCAAAGGCAAAGUAUGUGUUAUUUUUGUGACUUUGUUUUUUAACAUGUAUGUGCACGCACACUUAUCGGUGGUGGAUGAUUGGAUCGAAUCCUACAAGCAUGACCGAGAUAUAGCACUUCUUGACCUUAUCAACUUUUUUAUUCAGUGUUCAGGCUGCAAAGGAGUCGUCACAGCAGAGAUGUUUAGACAUAUGCAGAACUCUGAGAUAAUUCGAAAAAUGACGGAAGAAUUUGACGAGGAUAGUGGGGAUUACCCACUUACCAUGGCUGGUCCUCAGUGGAAGAAAUUCAAGUCCAGCUUCUGUGAGUUCAUUGGUGUGUUGGUACGGCAAUGUCAAUAUAGUAUCAUAUAUGAUGAGUACAUGAUGGACACUGUCAUUUCACUUCUUACUGGAUUGUCUGACUCCCAAGUCAGAGCAUUUCGACAUACAAGCACCCUGGCAGCUAUGAAGUUGAUGACUGCUUUGGUAAAUGUGGCACUAAAUCUUAGCAUUAAUAUGGAUAACACAUUUGCCCUUGCUCCAUUUAGGGAUGCAAUAGCUGAAAUCAGAGCUAUAUGCAUUGAAGAGAUUGGCAUUUGGAUGAAGAUGUAUAGUGAUGCCUUCCUUAAUGACAGCUAUUUAAAAUAUGUUGGUUGGACUAUGCAUGAUAAGCAAGGUGAAGUGAGACUCAAAUGUCUUACUGCUUUACAAGGGCUUUAUUAUAACAAAGAGCUUAACUCCAAACUGGAACUGUUUACCAGUCGAUUCAAGGAUAGAAUUGUGUCCAUGACCCUUGACAAAGAAUAUGAUGUUGCAGUACAAGCAAUAAAGUUACUCACUCUUGUUUUACAGAGUAGUGAAGAAGUUCUAACUGCAGAAGAUUGUGAAAAUGUCUAUCAUCUGGUUUAUUCAGCUCACCGGCCAGUAGCAGUUGCAGCUGGAGAAUUUCUCUACAAAAAGCUCUUUAGCCGCAGAGAUCCAGAAGAGGAUGGAAUAAUGAAAAGAAGGGGAAGGCAAGGUCCAAAUGCGAAUCUUGUGAAGACUUUGGUUUUUUUCUUCUUGGAAAGUGAGUUACAUGAACAUGCCGCUUACCUUGUGGAUAGCAUGUGGGAUUGUGCUACUGAGCUCCUGAAAGACUGGGAAUGUAUGAAUAGCUUGUUAUUAGAAGAGCCUCUUAGUGGAGAGGAAGCUCUAACAGACAGACAAGAGAGUGCUUUGAUUGAAAUAAUGCUUUGUACUAUUAGACAAGCAGCUGAAUGUCAUCCUCCUGUGGGAAGAGGAACAGGAAAAAGGGUGCUGACAGCAAAGGAGAAGAAAACACAAUUGGAUGACAGAACAAGAAUCACCGAGCUGUUUGCUGUGGCCCUUCCGCAGUUAUUAGCAAAAUAUUCUGUAGAUGCAGAAAAGGUGACCAAUUUGUUGCAGUUACCUCAGUACUUUGAUUUGGAGAUAUACACCACUGGACGAUUAGAAAAGCAUUUGGAUGCCUUAUUGCGCCAGAUCCGAAAUAUUGUAGAGAAGCACACAGACACAGAUGUUUUGGAAGCAUGUUCUAAAACUUACCAUGCAUUAUGUAAUGAAGAGUUCACGAUCUUCAACAGAGUAGAUAUUUCAAGAAGUCAGCUGAUAGAUGAACUGGCAGAUAAAUUUAACCGGCUUCUUGAAGAUUUUCUGCAAGAGGGAGAAGAACCUGAUGAAGAUGAUGCAUAUCAGGUAUUGUCAACAUUGAAGAGGAUCACUGCUUUUCAUAACGCCCAUGAUCUUUCAAAGUGGGAUUUGUUUGCUUGCAAUUACAAACUCUUGAAAACCGGAAUUGAAAACGGAGAUAUGCCUGAGCAGAUUGUUAUUCACGCACUGCAGUGUGCUCACUAUGUAAUCCUUUGGCAGCUUGCUAAGAUCACUGAAAGCACUUCUACAAAGGAGGACUUACUGCGCUUAAAGAAGCAGAUGAGGGUAUUUUGCCAGAUAUGUCAACAUUACUUGACCAACGUGAAUACUACUGUUAAGGAACAGGCCUUCACUAUUCUGUGUGAUAUUUUGAUGAUCUUCAGUCACCAGAUUAUGUCUGGAGGGCGUGACAUGUUAGAGCCAUUAGUUUAUACUCCUGACUCUUCAUUGCAGUCUGAGUUGCUCAGCUUUAUUUUGGAUCAUGUCUUCAUUGAACAGGAUGAUGAUAGUAAUAGUGCAGAUGGUCAGCAAGAGGAUGAAGCCAGCAAAAUUGAAGCUUUGCAUAAGAGGAGAAAUUUACUUGCAGCAUUUUGUAAGCUAAUUGUAUAUACAGUGGUGGAGAUGAACACAGCUGCAGAUAUCUUCAAGCAGUAUAUGAAGUAUUAUAAUGAUUAUGGCGAUAUCAUCAAAGAAACAAUGAGCAAAACGAGGCAGAUUGACAAAAUUCAGUGUGCUAAGACCCUCAUCCUCAGUUUGCAGCAGCUUUUUAAUGAGAUGAUACAGGAGAAUGGCUAUAAUUUUGAUAGAUCAUCCUCAACAUUUAGUGGCAUAAAAGAACUUGCUCGACGUUUUGCUUUAACUUUUGGACUUGAUCAAUUGAAAACAAGAGAAGCCAUUGCCAUGCUACACAAAGAUGGCAUAGAAUUUGCUUUUAAGGAGCCUAAUCCACAAGGGGAGAGCCAUCCACCUUUAAAUUUGGCAUUUCUUGAUAUCCUCAGUGAAUUUUCUUCUAAACUGCUCCGACAAGAUAAAAGAACAGUGUAUGUUUAUUUGGAAAAGUUCAUGACCUUUCAGAUGUCACUCCGAAGAGAAGAUGUAUGGCUUCCUAAAAAAUCAAAACCAUCUACAGGAAAACGGAAAGUGGUUGAAGGCAUGCAACUAGCACUCCCUGAAGAAAGCAGUAGCAGUGACAGUAUGUGGUUGAGCAGAGAGCAAACACUGCACACCCCUGUUAUGAUGCAGACACCACAGCUCACCUCCACUAUUAUGAGAGAACCGAAAAGGUUACGGCCUGAAGAUAGCUUCAUGAGUGUCUAUCCGAUGCAGACAGAACACCAUCAAACUCCUCUGGAUUAUAACACGCAGGUAACAUGGAUGUUAGCUCAAAGACAACAAGAGGAAGCAAGGCAACAGCAGGAGAGAGCAGCAAUGAGCUAUGUUAAACUGCGAACUAAUCUUCAGCAUGCCAUUCGGCGUGGUACAAGCCUAAUGGAAGAUGAUGAAGAGCCAAUUGUUGAAGAUGUUAUGAUGUCCUCAGAAGGAAGGAUUGAGGAUCUAAAUGAGGGAAUGGACUUUGACACCAUGGAUAUAGACUUGGUAAGAAACAUCCAGAAGUAAUAUUUUUUUCUUGCCUAAAUUCUUUGAAAAUAAAGUUCAUAUUUCUUACAGAAAGAUUAAAAAAAUAAGUUCUACAAAAAUUUUUGUGGAUUUAAGUAUUCGAGAAGGGAUUUAGGCAUGUGUUGUUGAAGAUGAUAGAUCUUAGUUUGAUGCAUCUGUGUCACAUAAGGAA
Mastomys coucha (southern multimammate mouse) is the source of this 4496-nucleotide messenger RNA. It is a transcript of the gene Stag2, whose product is annotated as stromal antigen 2. Gene Ontology annotation, molecular function: chromatin binding. NCBI's taxonomy places the organism in Eukaryota, Metazoa, Chordata, Mammalia, Rodentia, Muridae. The record is from RefSeq and is a predicted model, not a curated record. The transcript has 31 exons. Bases 947 to 4324 code for a protein of 1125 amino acids. Gene Ontology annotation, biological process: sister chromatid cohesion. Gene Ontology annotation, cellular component: nucleus; cohesin complex; chromatin.